This is a messenger RNA of Elgaria multicarinata webbii, 1524 nucleotides long. It is a transcript of the gene FAM89A, whose product is annotated as family with sequence similarity 89 member A. NCBI's taxonomy places the organism in Eukaryota, Metazoa, Chordata, Lepidosauria, Squamata, Anguidae. The transcript is spliced from 2 exons. The coding region runs from base 89 to 532 and encodes 147 amino acids. The record is from RefSeq and is a predicted model, not a curated record.
CGCUGCCGCCGCGACGACGACGACUCUUGUUUUCUCGCUCCAGAUUCGCUCAGCUGCGCCGAGGCGACCGGCUGGCCGCCCGAGCAGCAUGAGCGCGUCAGGGUUGCCCGGGAGCGGCGGCGGCGGCGGGUCGGGCUUGCCUCCGCUGCCCAAGAGCCUGAGCGGUUUGUUGAAUUCUUCGUCCAGCGGGGGCGGCCCGGGCGGAGCCGGGGGGCGCUGGCGGGACCUAGAGCGGCUCUACGCGCAGAAAUCUCGCAUCCAGGACGAACUGAGCCGGAGUAGUGGCGGCAGCAGCGGGGGCCGAGGAGGAUCCCCUCGGCCGCCGAAGCCUCCCAACCUAGACGCCGCCUUGGCCCUGCUCCGAAAAGAGAUGGUUGGCCUCCGGCAGCUAGAUAUGUCAUUACUGUGUCAACUAUACUCCCUUUAUGAGUCAAUUCAAGAAUAUAAAGGUGCCUGCCAAGCUGUAUCAAGUGCAGACUGUGCAUAUGCACUGGAAAAUGGCUUUUUUGAUGAAGAGGAGGAAUAUUUCUAAGAACAUGGAACUAUUCCCGAGAGUCUAGCUUGGAAGCGGCUUGCAGUUGUGAGAUCAUCAGUACCUAAUUGGAACGCUUAAGUGCAUUUCUGCCUUGUGCUGAAGAAAAAGAGGCUCUACGACUUUGCAACCCAUUUAUUUCUGGCAUGCUGUCAACCCAAGUUAUGCACUGUGUGAAUCCUGCUUUAGGAAAGCAGUGUGUGACAAAUUUUGAAGCAUCUUUGAGCAUGUUUGACAGGCCAUGUCAGUAUAAUUUGUGCACUGGGCGUUUCCAGCUUGCACGUGUUGGCAAAUAACUUUCUAUAAGCUGUAGCUUUGGAUCAUGCAAGAAAGCAAUGACAUCUGGAGUGUUCUGACAUGCAAAGGAAUACCUACAACUAUGCAGAGUUCAUCUACUUGUAAACAUUAUGAUCACCUUUGAACUGGUGUUGCGUGUUUAAAAAAAAUAUUGGGGGACCAACGUGUAUCUGCUCCAAUACUAUAUUGGAUGAACUUUGCAGUGUCAAAUAUUCUAAAAGCCUGUAUCACUUUUUUCCGUCCCAAAGUUUACACAUUGGUCAGCUUAGCCUUGCCCUCCAGUAAUUCAGUUUGCUUUCCCUUUUGCUACUAUGUGUCAGUAUGAGUUUUAGCUAUUUAAACCAAUAUAAUCUAAGUUUGUUUUGUAACACUUUGUAUAGUUUUACUCAAAUACAGUAAAAGCAAAUCAGUCUAGCUCAUUGUGUGACUUUGCACUAUCAUAAGCUCACACAGGUAUACUUUAGGUGCUUAUCAUUCAAUGGAUAGUAACAUGAGGAAAUUUCAGAUGAACUGAGAACAGUAGCAAUAUUUUAUACUACUAAAAUGCUUGGAAGGCAAGCUGUGAACUUGGUUUUUUAUAAAUCAAAAGGACCUACACAAAUGAUUUGUAGGCUAAUACAUGCAGCUUUGUUUUUAUAACUGACCAUAAUUGAAAAUUCAAGCUUUACCUGUAAUUUAUUAAACUUUUCAACAAA